Messenger RNA from Pecten maximus, 1555 nucleotides. RefSeq lists its product as uncharacterized. NCBI's taxonomy places the organism in Eukaryota, Metazoa, Mollusca, Bivalvia, Pectinida, Pectinidae. Bases 277 to 795 code for a protein of 172 amino acids. The transcript is spliced from 5 exons. The record is from RefSeq and is a predicted model, not a curated record.
UCUGUAUGAAUUCUCCUGUCACAGACUUUCAGUGGUGAAAUAUGGAGUUUAUGUUUCAUGUAUUUCCUAUAGUGGAUCAGAAGCUGCCAGAAACAGAAAAAAACAAUGUUCAGGGCAUGAUUUGAGCAUCAUUUCAGUGUUAAUAUUGUCCAUAAGGGAAAAGAGACAUGUGUUGAUUAUUGAUUUGUAGCUUGAUAAGGCAAAAAUGUUGUAUAAUGUGAGGACAUAGUGGAAUCUAUUGUCACAGUGCUUCACAAGUACAUAUUAACACAUACCAUGCCUAUGGACAAGAGAACAAAGCACAACAAAGACAAUCCAGGUAACACAAAGAAGUUCCUGUACAAGAGUCCACAGCGGGAUGACCAAGAUGACUGGAUCUUCUCACCCAGAAAAAAUGAGCAGUCUCCAAGGGCAGAUAGGGAACUGGACAUGGAGAAUGUGUGGAGUAUAAAAAAGAAUGUGUCCCUGGGUGGGGCAGGAACUGGCCGGGUCCCCAAUGGAAACACAGAUGGACUCAACCUCAAGGCUAACAAGACCUAUUAUUCAAGAUAUGGAGGGGUCAAAGGUAGGGACGAGUUUGGUUCAUCACAAGUAGGAGCCCUGGGAGCAGGACUUAAUCAAGCAGAUUCCUCUGUUAAUAACAGGUCCUGGAACUACUCGUCCAAAGGUUUCAGCUACUCUUCUUUUGGUGGAGGGAACCAGCCGUCAAAGACUGACACAACCAGUCCCAACAGACAGAGCCCCCAGUACUCAGCCUUCACAGCCAAGACCAAUAGUGACUCGUCACUAUGGUGACGAAUCCUUCUCCUCUAGUUUUAUUAAUGUAAUCCAGUAACACAUCCUCAUACUCAGUUGUGACAUAUAUCUAGUUAUCAGUGUCAUAUGCCUCUGUACGUUACUCUAAGAUAUUUCCUUCAAAAAACUUUCAGGAUUUUAGAUUUUCAUCCAAAAAGUUUUGAUAUGACUUUUUGAGUUCUUUUCGACUCUUUUACAAAAUUUAAGGCUUUUAAUGAAUUAUGUUCCGAGAUGUAAAUGGUAUGCAUUUCAACUUCAUUACUAUUAUACAUUAAGAAUGUACAUUUCAAUGUCUUCGACAGAACAAAAUUUGCGGUUAAAUGUAGCAAAUUGACUCUGAGGUUGUCAGCAAUUUAAUGGAUAUAGCAAAAUCUCCAUCAUUCAUUUUUUCUAGCUUAAAGGAUAAUUUACUGAUUAAAACAAAAUCAUUAGUAGUCCACAUUGAGGCUAGGUAGUAAAAUGCUUUGCAUAAUUUAUCAUACAUGUUAUAACUCACCGCAUUUUCAACUUAAGAAGGACUGAUAAGUGAUUUGGACAUAAGUGAUUGGUCACUGGUCAAUAAUUUGGACACAAGCGACUAAACUGGUCAGUGAUUUUGCUUUAUGGACAUGUAUUUUUGUAAGACCUGCUGAAUUACAGAUUUAUUUAUCACAUUUCUUUUUUUUUUAAUUAAUUAAAAAUCGGAAUAUAUAACAUUCUGUAAGAUAAAUGUUCCCUGUUCAGCUGAUAUAAGUUAUAUUAAUUGAUAAUAACAGUAGAA